Messenger RNA from Leishmania mexicana MHOM/GT/2001/U1103, 3024 nucleotides. RefSeq lists its product as hypothetical. NCBI's taxonomy places the organism in Eukaryota, Euglenozoa, Kinetoplastea, Trypanosomatida, Trypanosomatidae. The record is from RefSeq and is a predicted model, not a curated record. The coding region runs from base 1 to 3024 and encodes 1007 amino acids. The transcript has a single exon. Gene Ontology annotation, molecular function: protein binding.
AUGACUCCGCUUCCCCAGCAACCACCAACGCCACCGGUGGCGUCUCCGUACAUCACUCCCGAGCCCAAAGAAAAGGGCGAUGCCGGUAUCUACGCGGCACUCGACGCCAUGCAGCUCUCGCGUGCCCUGCACGGCGUCACAAGUAGUCGGUUGGACCAACAGCAGCUGCAGCAGGCGGCAGCAGUGCGCGGGGUGUCGCCUACUCCCGGUGGCGAUGGUGGCGCUACACAGAGCAACGCGGUGCGACUUGGGAUGGAACCGGCAAGCUACCGGCAAGGAACUUUAGCGGAUGUCCAGGCCAUGUACAACGCGGCGCUUCUGGAGGCGGUACAAGCGGUCAGCGGCAACGCAGCCGCUGAGGCGGUGGAGCGUGGUGUCGGGGGAGCUGCUCUCACCGCGACCGCUGUCGGUUUACCAGACGACGUGGCGACGCUGCGCAGCGCGCUGCCGCUUGUGCGCGAGCUGAAGCCGCGCGACCCGCUCAACUUUGACGCGCUGCAGCGCCUUUUUGCCCUCAUGGAAGAAGCCGUCGGCGCUGCGGAAGCGGCUGAAGGGGUCAGAGACGGCGGUAUCACGGCGCUGCUGCUGGCAAACGGUGUGGUGGACCCGGCACGCCAGCCGUCGCCGUCGACGGAAGCGUGGGAGGCCAAGUACCGUGAAGUCUACGCUCGCUACCCACUCCCAGUCACCCAUGCAGCCGCCUCGUCUGCCGGCUCGCACAACUUUGACGAGGACGACGACGAUACGCAGCCAGAGGUGGACGCGCAGAACAAUGCGGAGCUGCAGGAACUCUGUGAAAAGCUCGGUAUCACCUAUGAAGCCCACGCAAAGGCGGUGCGCGACGUGGCAUUCUACGAGAUGAGUGUGUUUCCCUUGUUGUGUGCUUACCUCAGCCGCGUCAACGAGCGCACCGCCGGCGGGCGUGAUGCUGCAACGGUGGCAGCGGUGGCCUGCUCGCGGGUGAAGGUGCUAGAUUUGUCUUACAACAACAUCGGUGCCCCAGUGGUGCCGGCGGCCCCGGGUGAGGAGGGGGACAGAGGCGAUGUUGCACCAGUGCGCCAGCUAUCCCCGCUGCGAGCCCUCGCAGCCAUGCUGGACGCGAACGAGUCCCUGCGGUACCUCAACCUGCGCGCCAACGCAUUGGGUUCCCGCGGCGUUGGCAUCAUCGCCAAGGCACUGACGAAGAACAUUGCCCUCUGCGGCAUUGACCUCUCGGCAAACGCCCUGAACGUGGCGGCAGACACAGAAGAGGUCGAGGACCCGCUGUACGAGCCGGAAGACCCCGUCUUUGGGGAGCCGUACGAGGGCCUCGAGGCGCUGGCGGAGGUGCUCAAGAAGAACAAGUUCCUGCGCGUGCUGCGGCUGGCUGAGAACGGCCUGCACGCUGGCGAGGACCUGACGGCACCUCCACCUGAGGAGGACGGUGGGGAGGCGGACGAGGACGCGGCGGAGGAGGCGGACAGCGGCGCGGCAGCUACGGCAGGGGCACAGGCACCCCGCCUCGGCCUGUCCUUUGCCGAUGCACAGGAGCAAUGGCAGAGCAUACCCCUCUGGACACUCCUCAGUCCACUCUACCGAUAUCAACGCCUUCGUGCACUUGACCUCUCGAAGAACUUAUUGGGCAACGACGGCGUGCACAUGCUAGCGGUGGCGUUGUCGCACAACACGUCUGUCGAAAUACUGGAUUUGACGGACAACGCGAUCGGGUAUGCGGGCCUGGGCCACCUCGCUCGGUAUGUUCUGGGCAGGAGCGUGGCGGUCGGAGCCGCCUCGGCUGCCGCAGCGCCGCAGAGUGCGCUUCACACGCUUAUCCUGCGGCAGAACCCGCUCGCGUGCGUCGGUGGCGCGGCAGACGCCGCUUCUGGUAUGGACGCGCACCGCCGCCGUCUCACCAAGCGCCAGCAGAGGAGCGCUUUAGCGGCUGUGCAGAGGUUUGCGUCUGCGUUGGAGGGGCCGCGUGGCUUGCGCCGCCUCGUCAUGGCGAACACCUACCUUGGACCGACUUUCAGCAGUAUCCUGCUGCGCUCCCUCGCCCGCGCAGAGGCGCUGGAAGAGCUGGACUUUGCGUACAACCACGCCUGCGGUGUCUAUCCCUCCAACUUCGACGGCACAGCUGCCCAGGAGCUCGCCGGGCUGCUGUAUCAGCUGCAGCGGCACGACCCACCGCAGCUGCAACGCGUGUGCUUCGACGGCAACAACUUAACCGCUGCCGGUGUGGCAGCGUUGAUUCCCCCUGAGGCGCAUGUGGCGUUUCCGCAGACCUUGCACAAGCUCACGCUGAGCCGCAACAGUCUCGGGGACGAUCUCGGGUCGCUCGGUCAGCUGCUGGCUGCGGGGGCCGCCACGAUCACCCACCUGGACAUCUCCUACAACAAUAUCUCAGCUGUGGCGUCGCUGCUGCCUGGGCUCGCUACCGCAACGUCACUGAGAGAGCUGAACAUGAGCCAUAACAAUCUCGGUCUUCAGGAAGGGCUGCUGCGUGGGAUAACGCCGGCGCAGCAAGAGAUGGAGGUUGCCCAGCUCUUUCAGGGCCUCGCGCAGCUGCCCAAUCUCGAGGUACUCGACAUCAGUCACAACGACUGGCGCGCCGCACACAUCGAGCAGCUCAGCGCUUUCUUCUCGAAUACGGCUUUGGCCACAUCGCUACGCAAACUCGACGUGCGCAACACCCCGCGCGUCCCGACAGCGCAGCUCAUGACGCUGCUGCAGUACGUGGCGAGCCGACCGACGGUGGAGGUGUUUAUGGCUACCGUUGUGCCAGACAAGAGUGAGGAGGCGGACGCGGCAGCGGCAGGUGCGAACAACACGGUUGCCCCAUGGACGUUCGACUCGGUGCUGCAGGUGAUUCACGGAGUCGUCAUCAACAGCGGCUCGCUUCUCGAGAUGGACUGUGGACUUCUCCAAAGCGACGCGGGUGCCGCUAGCAGCAGCGAUGACACGUCGGUGAGCUCUGCGGUGCUCGACGAAGCCCGCGAGCGGCUCCUCCUCAAUGUCCUCAUGAAGGCAGCGGCGCCAUCGGCGUAG